AUGUCUGAAUCGCUCGUACCUGAAACCCGGGUACUGGCAGUCGCCAGCCAUGUGGUCUACGGCAAUGUGGGCAAUACAAUGGCCGAGUUUGUCAUGCAGUCAAUGGGCUGUGACGUGGCUGCCUUGAAUACUGUGCAUUUCAGCAACCACCUUGGAUAUCGGCAAUUCAAGGGCACUCGCGCCACCGCACAGGAAAUUACAGAUUUAUACCAGGGUCUCUGUCAGAGUAAUCUCACUGACUUUGACGUGAUGCUGUCUGGAUAUGCCCCAAGUGCAGCUGCCGUGGAAGCCGUCGGCGCAAUUGGAAUCGAUCUCAAGAAAAAGGCUCAGCAUAAGCCUGGGUCUUUUUUCUGGGUAUUGGACCCGGUAAUGGGAGACCAAGGUCGACUCUAUGUCAAUGACGAUGUUGUACCGGCCUACAAAAGCACCAUUCAUCAUGCAGAUUUGAUUCUACCUAAUCAAUUCGAAGCCGAGGUCCUCUCUGGUGUCAAAAUCACCUCUCUAGCGACAUUAGCCGAAGCCAUCACCGCCAUUCACCGCAUUUAUUCCGUUCCUCACGUCAUAAUCACUUCAGUACAACUAUUCAAGUUGUCCCAGUCAGGCUCCACUCCGAACCCACCAGAUAACUAUCUAACCGUGAUCGGCUCCACGACCCGAUCUGAUGGAUCUCCACGUCUCUUCCGCAUUGAUGUCCCCGCACUAGACUGCUUCUUCAGUGGCACAGGCGACAUGUUCGCUGCAUUGACCGUCGCCCGACUCCGGGAAGCCGUCGACGCCGCCAGCCCAGACCUACGACACACCGCUUCUUGGGUUUCGCCAGAUGACGUGAUACCUAGUAAUCUCCCACUAGCACAAGCUACUCUCAAGGUCCUCUCCAGUAUGCACAGUGUUCUGGAGCGGACGAUGGAAGCCCGGGAUGCAGAACUUGCGGUUGCUUUCACUCAGAACGGGGGAUUGACACCUGAAGAGCAGCAGAAGCAAGAUCACCUGCGCCGCACCAAGGCAGCAGAGGUUCGUUUGGUGCGAAACGCACGUUUCCUGCGGGAUCCACUGGUUCAGUUUGGUGUGCAGGAGUGGCGCAAGGAGGAUAUGCCCACUCCUUUCCAAUAA
Penicillium verhagenii is the source of this 1110-nucleotide messenger RNA. Its product is annotated as pyridoxal kinase. NCBI's taxonomy places the organism in Eukaryota, Fungi, Ascomycota, Eurotiomycetes, Eurotiales, Aspergillaceae. Gene Ontology annotation, molecular function: pyridoxal kinase activity. Gene Ontology annotation, cellular component: cytosol. Gene Ontology annotation, biological process: pyridoxal 5'-phosphate salvage. The record is from RefSeq and is a predicted model, not a curated record. The transcript has 6 exons. Bases 1 to 1110 code for a protein of 369 amino acids.